CUGUCACUGUUAUCACAAUUGCCAGAUAACAUGGCCACCAACGUUGAGGGCAAAGGUUUCACCGAAGAGCAAGAAGCUCUGGUGGUCAAAUCAUGGAACCAAAUGAAGAAUAAUUCUCCACAACUGAGUCUCACGUUUUUCAAGAAAAUAUUGGAGAUUGCUCCACCAGCUAAGCAACUCUUCUCCUUCUUGAAAGAUUCAGACCUUCCUUUGGACCAAAACCCCAAGCUCAUGUCCCAUGCCAUGGCUGUCUUUGUCAUGACCUGUGAAUCAGCGGUUCAACUUAGGAAAGCUGGUAAAGUCACUGUGAGAGAAUCAAACUUGAAAAAGUUAGGUGCUACUCAUUUUAAAGCAGGUGUAGUAGCCGAGCAUUUCGAGGUAACCAAGGCGGCACUUGUAGAGACCGUAAAAGAAGCAGUGCCUGAAAUGUGGUCACCGGCAAUGAAAAAAGCAUGGGAAGAAGCUCAUGAUCAGCUGGCUGAUGCCAUCAAAUCCGAAAUGAAACCCUCCUCUUAGACUUUCUUCCAAUUCCUUAGCUCAUUUCCU
Abrus precatorius (Indian licorice) is the source of this 546-nucleotide messenger RNA. Its product is annotated as non-symbiotic hemoglobin 1-like. The transcript is spliced from 4 exons. Gene Ontology annotation, molecular function: oxygen binding; heme binding. NCBI's taxonomy places the organism in Eukaryota, Viridiplantae, Streptophyta, Magnoliopsida, Fabales, Fabaceae. The coding region runs from base 31 to 516 and encodes 161 amino acids. The record is from RefSeq and is a predicted model, not a curated record.